Molecule: messenger RNA, 963 nt
Organism: Alexandromys fortis (reed vole)
Lineage: Eukaryota; Metazoa; Chordata; Mammalia; Rodentia; Cricetidae
Product: olfactory receptor 52N4-like
Exons: 1
Coding region: 1-963 (320 amino acids)
Biological process (GO): G protein-coupled receptor signaling pathway
Cellular component (GO): plasma membrane
Molecular function (GO): G protein-coupled receptor activity; olfactory receptor activity
Source: RefSeq, a predicted model, not a curated record
AUGCUACUGCUGAAUCAAACCGAGAUGACCCCAGCCUCAUUGAUUCUGAAUGGGAUCCCAGGCCUGGAAGACAUGCACGUCUGGAUUUCCUUCCCGUUCUGUUCCAUGUAUGCAGUGGCUAUGGUGGGGAACUGUGGCCUCCUCUACCUCAUCUUCUUUGAGGCCUCCCUUCACAGGUCCAUGUACUACUUCUUGGCUAUGUUGUCCUUUACCGACCUUGUGAUGUGCACUGCUUCAAUCUUCAAAACUCUCUGUAUCUUCUGGUCCUACCUUAAGGAAAUUAGUUUCACUGAUUGCCUGGUCCAGAUGCUCUUCAUUCACACUUUGACAGGGAUGGAGUCUGGGGUACUUAUGCUGAUGGCUUUGGACCGCUAUGUAGCAAUUUGCUAUCCUCUUCGCUAUUCUACCAUCCUCACCAACCCUGUCAUUGCAAAAGCUGGGUUUGCUACUUUCUUGAGAGCAGUGGUGCUCAUCAUUCCUUUGAUUUUCAUCACAAAGCAACUUCCCUACUGCAGAGGCAAUAUAAUAAACCAUACCUACUGUGACCAGUUACCUGUAGCCAAAGUCUCCUGUGGGAAUAUCAAGGUCAAUAUUGUCUAUGGUUUGAUGAUAGCCCUCUUGAUUGGGGGCUUUGACAUCCUGUGUAUCACAGUUUCCUACACCAUGAUCCUGAGGGCAGUGGUCAGCCUGUCCUCUGCAGACACUUGGCAGAAGAAGGCCUUCAGCACCUGCACUGCCCACAUCUGUGCCAUCGUUUUCUCCUAUGGUCCAGCCUUCUUUUGUUUCUUUUUAAACCGAUUUGGGGGCAACACCAUCCAUCCAUCUUGCCUCAUCAUUGUGGCUAAUAUUUACCUGCUUUUGCCUCCCACUAUGAACCCUGUUGUUUAUAGAGUGAAAACCAAGCAGAUACGAGACUGUGUCAUUAGGAUUCUUUCGGGGUCUAAGGAUGAAAAACAUAGUUGA